This is a messenger RNA of Cajanus cajan (pigeon pea), 442 nucleotides long. Lineage: Eukaryota; Viridiplantae; Streptophyta; Magnoliopsida; Fabales; Fabaceae. The record is from RefSeq and is a predicted model, not a curated record.
CACACUGUUAAUUGAAUUAAUUUCUUCGUUCUUAGAGAAGGAAAAUAAUACUCAAAAGAAUAGAUCAUAGAGAAAAGAUGCAGAUGAAGAAGAGUCUUUGGAUUGUUAUGCUUAUUAUCACGGUGCUUGUGGUGUCAUCGCAGUUUUGUUUUGUGCAUGGAAGAGUUCUUCGACCGGAGGCGUUAAAGUCACCGGUUGGUGACGGCUGUGAGGACUUGAAAGGAGAAGAUUCUUCUCUUGGAAUGGCGAGUUUCGCUGUUGCUUCUAACAACAACUCCAGCACUCGUCAAUUUGCAAGAAGCUUGGCAUAUAGAUUAGCUUCUGGACCUAGCAAAAAGGGUCCUGGGCAUUAGUCUUAAUUAGUUAAUUGCUUGUUACUACAAUAUUAUAUAUGGUUUUCUUUUCUUCCAUUUUUGGUUAUGAAUUUUUUCUUUCUUUUCUA